Messenger RNA from Heteronotia binoei (common prickly gecko), 3392 nucleotides. It is a transcript of the gene TOR4A, whose product is annotated as torsin family 4 member A. The coding region runs from base 976 to 2331 and encodes 451 amino acids. NCBI's taxonomy places the organism in Eukaryota, Metazoa, Chordata, Lepidosauria, Squamata, Gekkonidae. Gene Ontology annotation, biological process: negative regulation of apoptotic process; regulation of transcription by RNA polymerase II. The transcript is spliced from 3 exons. The record is from RefSeq and is a predicted model, not a curated record. Gene Ontology annotation, cellular component: endoplasmic reticulum lumen; nuclear envelope. Gene Ontology annotation, molecular function: RNA polymerase II cis-regulatory region sequence-specific DNA binding; ATP hydrolysis activity; DNA-binding transcription factor activity, RNA polymerase II-specific.
UGGGCAGCCUAGCCAAGGAACUUAAAUACUUUGUAUGUGCGUGUUCGCGCGCGGUGUUAUUGCUUUAAGAUCCCCGACCUGGAUGGUCCAACUCCAGAUGAUCUCGGAAGCUAACCAGGGCCUGCCUUAGUUAGUAGUUGGAUGGGAGAGACUAUUGAGGAAGCCCAGCGUUGCUUUGGAGAGGCGGCGACAGCAAACCACCUCUGAACGUCUCCUGCAGCCGCUGCCUUGGAAACUUUACGGGGUCGCCGUAAGUCGCCCGCUACUUGACGGCACCGCCCACCGCCACUGCUGUAACAACUCACAGCUCGUCCUUAACACCGCCCCCCCCUCCGACCUCAGUACGUGAGCCAGUGCCAGAAUAGCAAGCGCGCUACAGAGACACCCCCCCCCUCCCAACAGCAGGCAGCUACCUGUGAAAAAGGGGAGGGAGGACGGGGAGCUCUUCCUCUCAACCCAUCUUGCCCGAGCUGCUCUGCCCGUGCCCGGGAGAGAGCAAGAAGCCAGGGAGAAAAGUCAGGAGCGCAGCAAUUUCGCCAGCAGCUUGUGAAGACACCGCCUCUCAGUGCUACCGUCUGGCUCAGGGGGCGUUCUGCGGUGGGACGACGCCUGGGCGGUCUCGAAGGCCCUGGCUCUGGCUGCUGCUCUCUCGCAAGGACGAGGCAUAACACAGCAGGCUCCUGCAGCUGCCGGCCGAAUUCAAGGACACGGCCUGGGCUGAGUGGAAGAAAGACCGCCUCGCCCAGCUCACCUGCUCCUCCUCGAUCUCUUCUUGCAUUCCGCAACCGCUCAGCUGCGUCUGCCCAGCUUCUUCCUCUGGCCGAAGGCCUCCUGCUCCUACCUAGGCAUGUGCAAUCGCGCCGGCUUUCUUCCAGCCGGCCACCAGCCUUCUGAUUCUGGAGUUCAUUCCACUGAAGGCCUGGAGGAAGUUGGAGAGGCUGUGAAAGUUGAAGAGGAAGGAAGACAGAGGAAGCCAUGGGGCUGUGUUCACUUGAUACAGGGGACCCUUGCACUGAGAAAACAGGAUCGAGAGGUGCUCAGGAAGAGGUCAAGAUGGAUGGCCAGAAGCCCAACAGUGGAGCUGCCACUCUCAAAUACCCCCAGAAGAUCUCUCUCCUCUCUUCCCCAGUGCGAGCGAUCAUCCGCCUACGGAGGACGGCCCACAUGUUGAAAAAGGGCCUCUCCCCAACAGAAAGGAAGACCCUCCAGGUAGAUCCCCAAUCAAAGCUCCUUCAGCGGCAGAUCUCCUUGGGUAAAGCCAAACUGGGUAGUGCAUCUGCUUCCAUUUUGAGCCAAGCAAGUUUUGAGAAAGCAAAGUAUUUUACUUUUGACACUGCUGAGCAGCCACCACUAACAAGAUCCAGCAAACGGAAGAAGCGGAGUAGGAACCCCCGGGUGUUGUAUCCAGGCAGCACCAGGAGGUACCUGCCGACAGAGCAAAAGAGCAAAGCCAAGCGUUGUCUUCUCUUGCUUGUUGGCAUCGUUUGCUUCCAGAUAUUGAAUGCAAUUGAGAACUUGGACGAUAAUGUCCUGAAGUAUGACUUGGAUGGACUGGAGAAAACAAUGCACCGGGAAGUCUUUGGGCAGACUGUGGCCAUCGAGAGCAUUAUGGCCUUGCUGAAAGACUACCUGGCAACACACAUACACAACAAGCCUUUGGUGAUUUCCUUCAAUGGGCCCAGUGGGGUUGGAAAGAGCCAUGUUGGCUGGUUGCUAGCCAAACACUUUCGGUCAGUCGUGGGUCACAAUUUUGUGCUUCAUUACUUUACGAUGCACCACUGCCCAGACAAUACUUCAUCUCUGACCUGCCAGCUGGAUCUAUCCAAGAAGAUCAGUGACAUGGUCACCCAAGCUGAAAUAGAAGAGAAGAUUCCUUUGUUUAUUCUAGACGAGGUGGAACUCAUGUCUCCGGCUCAGCUGGAGACCCUCAACAGAUUCUUCCAGACAAACCAAACCAAUGAGUUUCUGAAUGCCAUGUAUAUCCUAAUAAGCAAGGUGGGGGGUAAAGAGGUAACGAAUUUCCUCCUGCAGAAUGUUUCCACUGAUCUUCCACUGCCGCAAAACAAGGUGGAAGAGCUGCUGACCUCCCUCCGUUCCGUACUCAGUCAUGUCCAUCCUCUUUGGGGCUUUGUGGAGAUCGUUCCGUUUGUGUUGCUUGAGAAAGGCCACAUCCAGAGCUGCUUCUAUGAAGAAAUGAUGAGCGAAGGCAUUUACCCUGACCCAAGCCACAUAGAGAGUUUAGCCAGUCACCUCAACUAUUAUGUGGAAGGAGGGCAAAAAUAUGCUGUGAUGGGUUGCAAACAGGUAGUGGCUACAGUCAAUCUGCUGUAAGAGCUGAUAGAAAUUCCAGGCCAGAGGGCAUCUCUGAUCCUGGGAGGGAUGUCCUGAACUUGCUGAUGGUUGGGUUUUGUUCUCAAAUGAACAAGGAUGAGAAAUUGUUCAGUAAAAAAAGUCAGUAGAAAUUUAUGCCAGUUGACUGCUCCUCAGAGAUCCUUUGCUUCCACUUGUUCUUCCUCUCCCCGUAGAUAGUUCCAGUCCAUUUAUCUACUUUAUCAAGCUAGAACUGUGCAGGAAGUGGGCUGUGUGGAGCAUCUCUUUGGCAUGCAGAAGGGUCCCAGGUUCAGUCCCCGGUAUCUCCAAUUAAAAGAUCUCACAGUAGAUGAUGUGAAAGACCUUUGCCUGGGACCCUGGAGAGCCAAGGCCAAUCUGAGUAGACAGUACUAACUUUGAUGGACCAAGGGUCUGAUCCAGUAUAAGGCAGUUUCAUAUGUUCAUGUGUACAAAACAGUGUCUGCUUCCUAGUAAUAAUAUGAUUUCUUUAGUGUCCCAACAUGGGCAUCCCCUUCAUUCUACCAAAUGUUUGCUGAACACUGAAUCUUUUGUCAGAUUUAGCCUGUAUUUGGACUGGUAGCCUUCAGACCUCUGCACUGAUGCUCCACUGUGGUGAGCCACUCAAGGAUGGAGAACGAAAGGGAAAGAGGCAGUCCUCUUUAGGCUCUAUCUAUUGACAGCUCAUUGGCUCUCCUUGGUCUAGUUAGGUCAUAAGAGCUUCCAGAUCAGGCUUAUUUUAUUAUUUUAUGCUGACAAGCAUCUGGGCACAUAUUGAGCAAUGAGAAUCAAGUUUUUGUGCAGUUGAAUAUUUGGGUCUGAAUAAGGAUUUAAGUUAUUUAUUAAGGAAUCUAUGAGGGGAUAAAUAAGAAAAACGAAUGCCAUAUUUCUCUGCAAUUUUCCCCCCUGUAAUUUUUCUCUUCCCUUUCAUUAGAAAAGGUAAAAGAGUAUUGUGCUCUUAGAUGGGGGGAAGUGAGCUGUGUGUGUGUGUUGUAUAUUCUACAGUCUAUUUGUCCAAUUGAGAAAACAUCUUAAAUAAACUUUGUUCUGGUUUUGCCCAGAUA